This is a messenger RNA of Manis javanica (Malayan pangolin), 6445 nucleotides long. RefSeq names its product F-box protein 39 (gene FBXO39). Gene Ontology annotation, biological process: SCF-dependent proteasomal ubiquitin-dependent protein catabolic process. Gene Ontology annotation, molecular function: protein binding. The record is from RefSeq and is a predicted model, not a curated record. NCBI's taxonomy places the organism in Eukaryota, Metazoa, Chordata, Mammalia, Pholidota, Manidae. Gene Ontology annotation, cellular component: SCF ubiquitin ligase complex.
GAAACUCACUGUGUCUGCAAGAGCCGAAACUCACAGGACGACUCCGGAAACCAUAACAUGGAAGGAGAACUGCAGUUCUGCAGGAAAGGCCAAAAAAGUGUGCCCUCUGCCCAGCUGCCCCUCCUUGUCGUCUGCUCCAGGUGUGAGAACCCCUUCCUGCAGGCGAAGGUGGCUGAACACAGAAGAAAGCUGGCAGUCCUUUCCCUACAGGAUUAUGGGUGCAGCCAAGGCAAGGCGUCCCUGGUUCAGGAAAGAUUGAAUGUUCUUUUGAGAUUUGUGAAGACAGAAAGUAGGAAAGGAAAGCUCCAGGAGACAGUCAAGGCCAAGGUGCAGUAUGCAAAGAGACAGCAGGGCAUGCCAGAGGACUGCCUGGAGUUUCAUGAGAUCUGAAAAUGACCCCUGACCUUGGUACAAUCAAACACAUCAGGAUGAAUGUUAUACUAUCUCAAAGUCUAAGAAAUAUUUGCCAACUAGAAGCCAAGAAUUCCUCCUCUAUCCCUUCCAAGUCAAGCUGCUAAGGAUCAAACUUCCAGAGCAAAGAAAGAUGCCCAUCCAAACACAAAAAAUAGACACAGAUUUCCUCUUCUUUCUGAAAAUUCAACAAAGCAAGCACCAAGAGGUACAACCAAAACCAUGGAUCUGCCCUUGAAGUGAGAGCACAAGCCCAGGGUCACCUCCCCUGGAGAAGAUGAGGCAGCCUACAACAUUCUGAGGAGAUGCUCUCAGUGUGGUACCCUACUUCCCCUGCCCAUCCUAAAUCAACAUCAGAGAUAUUGGUUUGCCCAAGAGCUACAGAGAAACAGAAGAAAGGGCUCCAGCUUUUCCACCUGAGAAUUCUGAUCAAAAAUCUAGGCCCCACAGCCUAGACACCCAGCUUUGUCUCUGAAGAACAAAAGUACCCUCCCUGAGAGCUUCCAUUCACCUUUCCUUACAUUCCUCACUGGUGUUCCGGGGGUGAGGGAUGGCGGCAGCUAGGACAGCAGGAAAACAAGUGAUUGCCUUUCAUCCCCCAUUUUUGGAAGCCCUGCCUACCGCACAGCCUCACUGGACAAUCUGGUUCCUUGAUGGAUGAAGAAAGCCAACUGCUCCAACCCCCAGAUCAGAGCUACUGGGCCACUCUGCCCGAUGUAUGCCUGUGUCGUGUUUUCUGGUGGCUGGGAGACAGGGACAGGUCCAGGGCAGCCCUUGUCUGCAGAAAGUGGAACCAGACGAUGUAUUCAGCUGAGCUCUGGCGAUACAGGACCAUCACAUUCAGCGGGAGGCCCUCCAAAGUGCAUGCAUCCGAAUACGAGUCUGCUGUUUGGUAUGUUAAGAAAUUUGGCCAUUAUCUGGAGCAUCUGGAGAUCAAAUUCUUGCAUCCUUACAACGUUUUCUUGACCAAGAAGUUCCAGAUCACCAUGCGAGGCCUUCUCUCAUGUCUGGGCAAGUGUAAUGAGGGUCUGAAAUCUCUCUCCAUUCAGCACCUGGAGCUGGACCGUCUGGUCUGGAGAAACAGCGUAAGGAGGUCAUUCAUCAAAAGCUUAAGCUUCUUCUUAAAGAAAAUGGGCAAACACCUGGAUCGUCUCAACCUGAAAGGGGCCAGGCUGACCUUGGAGCAAGGCUGCCAUGUGCUCAACUCCCUGAGCUCUCUAAGGAGCAGAAGUGUGGUGUCAGAACUCAACAUCGAGGACUUCUUCAGCCACCACCUCGCUGUCUAUGGCAGCCCCCAGUUCAAUAGGACCAUGGCCAUGUUCCAUGGCCUAGUGUCCCUGACCCUCAACUACAACUGCAUCUCCGAUGAGCUGCUGGAGAACUUGAGUGAGAACAAUGCCAGUACCCUCAGAAACAUGUACAUUAAAUGCCACAUUCAUGACCCCCACAGGCAGGUCAUCUGGGGCAUGUCCUGGGCCAAGCUGGCCAGGCACACCACUAACCUGAAGGUGAACUUCUUCUUUGAGUGGGUCAUGACGUAUGAGCGCCUGGCCAGGAUCCUCUUACAGGAGAUCCCUGUCAGGAGCAUAAGUCUGAGAAGCUGCUAUUUCAGUGACCCAGACUGGUCGAUGAAGCCCACUCUGCUGGAUCUCCUGCCCACCUUCCGGCACACUCUGAAGAAAUUAACUUUUGAGUUCAACAACAACCAUGAAUCACUGGAUGAGGAGCUGUACCUCCUCAUCUUAUCCUGCAAGAAGUUGUUUUACUUAAAAAUCUGGGCUUUCCUUGAUGUUAAGUUCGUGGAGAGGACCCUGAAGAGUCAGAGGAAAGGCCAAUGUGCCCUGCACACGCUCAAGGUGAGAAUUUAUACAAACAGAUAUGAGACGGAUGAAGAGGACAGGAUGCUGAGGGAAAUUUACAGGAAGUACAGAAAGCUGAUCGAUUCAGAGCUUAACUAUUUUGUCACCGUGUACCCCAUGAUGUAGUGAGCAUCUUCCAGAAGGAGGCAGCCAGCACUUCCAACCUGACAGCUCAGUUCUCACCAAAGACACUUGGGACAUCCCCUCCCACAGCCCUCUUGCUUCUCCCUCUCCUUGUUGCCAGUCCACACCCACAUGAACACCCCAGCAAAAGCUGGGACGGCUGGUGAUGUGAAGGUACCAGGUGGCCUUAAAGUGCAAUCUUUACCAACGAUGCAGAGGCUAUUUCUGGUUUUGUCAUUUGGUUUUGUUUUUUGAUGCCCACACUCAGCCAUAAAGCUAAGAGCCCAAAGCCACUCAGAGCAGUGUUGCACUCUGACUCCUGCUCACGGGUGCUCUGGAAAAGGCGGGACUAGUCAGGAAGCAAACAAAACUGAGUUUUUUUUCCUGACAUCAGUUCAGAAAUACUUCCUGUCCUGGCUGACCUUCAUGUCAGUCUCAGGACACUGCCUGAUCUCGGAUGAAUAGAAAUGCACCAGCAUGUCUCCAAGGAACAGGGAAAUGCCCACUUUUAGAAGGAGCCUGCUCAGAGCUGAAUUCCCUCCCACAGAUGGAACUCAGCCCCUGACUUACAGGUGGUGUGCCCCCAGGUCCCCAGUGUCCUCUUUACUGUUGUCUCUUCUAUCUUCCCAUACCGGUGGCAUCGUGUCCAACCUGCUGUGAACACUCAGUCAUUGGGGGUGGGGCUGAAUCGAAGUGGCUGUUACACUCACACUUAACGAACAAUUUGUAAUGUCAGGGGGGUACUCCUAAUGCAAUGUUAAGUGAGAAAAGCAGGACAUAAAAUUGUUUAUUUAGUGUGAUAUCAAUCCUGAAAAACACAUAUAUGGGUUUUCUUUUAGAAAGCAUAGAAGAGAUAUAUCAAAAAUGUUAACAGUUACCUCUGGGUGGUAGAAUUAUGGGUGGCUUUUAUUUCCCUUUUUAUGCUUUCCCUGAACUCUAGUGGGUUUUAAACAGGGAGUAAUUACAGAUUCCUGCACCCAUGUGAUAGAUAUGUACUGCUUCUGGUCUUUUGAGAUUUUAGUGCAUAUAGUUAGAUAUAGGGGUUUUCAACACGUUAAUAAAAUCUCAAUACUUUUGACAAAUGUCUUAUUUCAGAUUUUGUCUUGCCUUUUGUAUGCUGUGUCCAUAUUUAUGCUUAGGUUUUUAAGCCUUUGUUAAAGUUCAUAUUCACCCAGAGUUUUUCCAUUUUCAAAGCACAUCUACAUUCACUAUCUCAUCUGAAUAUCCCUGCAGUGCUGUUGGGCAAAUAUAGUUCCUGUUUCACUAAGAUUCAGAAAAGUUGGAUGCUAGCGAGGGGAAUAGGGUCAGACAGGAAGGGGCCAGUGUGAACCAGAGAGGAGACAGCCUGCUCCAUGUGCGGCGGAGCCUCACUGGGAUGCAGACCACCUGGAAAACUUAUUGAUUUGUAUGAUUCACAGCAUGGACCACUUCUGCUUCAUUUCCAUUCAGACCCAAACACAGACUCCUCUAAGUAUAGGGGACUCUUUUAUGGAAAACAUGUUCAUGUAAAUAUCAUUGCUAUGAACAUGUUUUCCACAACAGAAUCAUUUUAGUUUCGUAAAUCUCCUUCAUGUCUGGCUUGAAAGUGGACAGCUGGUCUCCCACACCCACUGCUGCCAUCUGCUGCAGGAUUACCCACCAUGUAGCCUCCGGAAAACUAGGGAGAAUGAGAGUAAAAAGCGCCCAUGAGGACCUGGUAUUGUUGUUAAAACAGUUUUGACCCCAUGAGCCCCUUGGGAAAAGGUCUCAGGGACUCUCAGAGAUUCCGCAACCACACAGUAAACUACAGACUUCCCCAUUCUCCCAAGCAAUUGAAGCAGGCUUAAGAACGUGAGAAUCCUAGUGAUAAAAUGCAGAACACAUGAGGUAUCCACAUUGAGGUAAACCCCAUAUUGUUUAACAAGUAUUCAUUUUUUCAAUUACCACAUUCAGAGGCCCAGUGCUAGAUGGAGACGUGUGACACCUUCUUAUCCAUGCCUGUCCUUCUCCAGCACAGAGCAAGAGACUAGGACUGGGUCCCACAUGCCGCACCCAGCUAAGGGUCUGCAAAGAACACCCAGUUCUUCGGCCUCAUAAUGCUGUUAAGUCAGCACAAACUCUGAGGUCUGCCCUCUGUGCAGGGGAGAGGUACUUGGACCUCCCAAGCCAGAACAGAGGAGCACCCAGAGACUUCCCAAGGGCAGAGAGCAGGGGCUUCCCAGCUUGUCGGGGCUUGGCGGGGCUGCAUGUGGUCCAGCCUGUGAGUGGAAGUGCUCAGUGCCUGGGGGGCUGGUCACAGUACAGAUCUACAUUAAGUUGACACCCUCGGCCACAAAGAGGGUUUCUCCCUCCCACGUUAAGAACACCCCUUGCCGACAGCAAUCUCUGGACUGAGGAGCACAUAGAUUGUGACAAGAAAAAUUCUGAAACAUCCUAAAUUAUAAGUGACAUAAGGGCUGAGGAUUGAGGGAGAGAGACAGGGGAAGGUCAUCAGUCAAUAGCCACACGACAGAGCUAACCACCAACUCCACACUCCUGGAUGAGGUCACUUCAACAAAUGUCUACAAGGUCCCCAGGACCACCGCAUCCCCCUGGUAAGUGACCAAUGUCUGACCAUCAUCAACAACCAGUCCACCUAUCCCAGGAUCACCCCCACUUCAUGUUAGCCCGCCUUCCUUAUCUGUAGCCCAUGUGAACUUGCUUUCUGCUAGACUCCUCAUGAAUGUGCCGUUUCUUGAGUCUGGCAGACAAGCUGUUUCUGUUAACAGCCUUGCUACUGGUGAAACAGAAACUGCCUGUCCCAGUACUCAGUCCUUAUCUGGCUGCAUCUAUCUGUAAAAGCCCAAUAAAACCUUUUAUUUCAGAGAUCUCUCAGUCUCUAGAGUUUAUGAUUUGUCGACUGUAAACCUCCCAGGAGCCAGGCCCACGGCCGACACUGUCUUUGUGACUCAGGACACCACAUGUGGAGCCAGGCAGCUGGAUUCAGGAGUGUCAAAGAUGGGAAGGGUUCUGGGCCACUUAGAAAGAUCCUCUUCUCACUUUACAUGUGGCCCUAAGAGGGGAGGGGCUUUCCUGGCAGUGUCGAAACUGGAAUCCAGGGGUCCUAACCCCAGGCCUCCAGUGCUCUCACACCACCAGGUGUCCUACAGGCCCCAGCAAACCAAACGAGUGCAGAGCGCAGAGCGGCCCCGGACACAGAAGGACACUGAGGUGCUGAGCCUGCACUUCGCUGUUAGCACCCUGAGGAACGGAUGAGCAGUUUCCCACAGCAAAGGUCUUCCUCUGGCAGUCAGCCAGAUGUAUUCUUGAGCAGCUGUGACUCAGCAGAAGGCAGCUACCUAUAAGCACAACUCUCUUUGGACAAGAAAUAGAAAGUAUAUGGAAAUAGUCCUGGUGAAAUUUUUAAAAAGGCCUGCAAUCAUUAAACUAAUUAUAAAAGUGAUAUAGCAACAUGAAAAAUGACUUGCAAUACACAAUGAAGGAAGAAAAUCACACAAAAUUGAGCCUGUGCCUUGAGUACAACUGUGCAGAAAUCAUGCAGGUAAGGGGAUCUAUUAAAAAUGGCCCAUUCAACCCCACAGUAACCUGAGGUCGGUCCUACCGGAGAACUUGCAUUCAGGUAUGUGAAACCCCGAACCUACACUCUUAGCCAUGGAGUAAUUUUUUUUUUCUUUUCCUUUCCUGAUACCUAUUUUAGAAAAAUACUCUCAUAGAUUACUAAUUCUCACUAUGUGUACAUUCGGGAAAGAAAAAUAAUCCGGAAAGCCUCUCCACACGGUGGUGCUAGAGGAAGGGCUCUACCAGCAGCUGGAGCCCAGGCCGGGCCCCUCCUCUCUCCCAGGCUGGUGACCCUGAGACUAGUCACUGGGGUCUGAAGACAGGCCUGCACCCUCCACAAGCUGCCUGCACCCUUGCCCUGGGGGCACUGGUGCCUCCAGCCUUUCCCGAGUGUCACUCUGAGCUCCUCCCACCUCAGCCGCCCACCCCGCAGCUGACACGGGUGUCCACUGGAGCCCUUCGGGGCCUGCUGCACCUAUGAACCAGAAAUGUCCUCCCCGUGCCCCAUGCUACAG